Molecule: messenger RNA, 2649 nt
Organism: Callorhinchus milii (elephant shark)
Lineage: Eukaryota; Metazoa; Chordata; Chondrichthyes; Chimaeriformes; Callorhinchidae
Gene: slc10a2
Product: solute carrier family 10 member 2
Exons: 6
Coding region: 110-1309 (399 amino acids)
Biological process (GO): bile acid and bile salt transport
Cellular component (GO): apical plasma membrane
Molecular function (GO): bile acid:sodium symporter activity
Source: RefSeq, a predicted model, not a curated record
GUGAACAGCCCUUCACUUCUUCACAUCAUUCUGUUUCUCUCCUGAACGUUUGUUUCUUGCAGGAGAUACUUACAAUUUGAAUGCAGAGAAGACUGAAAAACUUCUGACAAUGGAUGCCAUGAUGAUGAAAAAUCUGGCAAUGCCUUAUUUGUACUGUCCUGAACAUUCCACCAACUGCAAUGACACAUCAUGUCUGAUACCUCUAGACAAUUUCAACCAGCUUUUGAAUAUUAUUUUAAGUACUGUGUUGACAAUCAUGUUGGCUUUAAUUAUGUUUUCCAUGGGUUGCAAUGUCGAAGUCAAUAGACUAUUGGCCCACCUCAAGAAACCGUGGGGUAUAUGUGUGGGCUUUCUUUGUCAGUUUGGUAUAAUGCCCCUCACAGCCUUUCUGCUGUCCUUGGCUUUUGACAUUCAUCCAGUUCAAGCAGUUGCAGUGCUAAUAAUGGGAUGCUGCCCUGGAGGAACAGGAUCAAACAUUAUGUCAUAUUGGAUGGAUGGGGACAUGGAUCUCAGUAUAAGUAUGACAACAUGUUCCACAAUUCUGGGAAUGGGAAUGAUGCCUCUUUGCCUCUUCAUUUACACUAAAACAUGGGUUGGUGCAAAUUCCAUCGAGAUCCCUUAUGACAGCAUAGGUAUAACCCUAGCAACUCUAGUUAUUCCUGUUGCUUUCGGAGUUUAUGUGAACUACAGAUGGCCAAAACAGGCAAAGUUGAUACUGAAGAUUGGGUCUAUCGCAGGAAUAUUUCUCAUCAUUGGUAUAGCUGUGGCUGGAGCCUUGCUCUAUAGAGGAUCCUGGGCGACAGACCCUUCCCUCUGGAUUAUAGGAACAAUCUAUCCAGCCAUUGGUUACGCAAUGGGAUUUAUUCUAGCUCGUAUUGCUGGCCAGCCUUGGUUUAGAUGCCGUACUGUAGCUUUGGAGACCGGUGCACAGAACACUCAGCUCUGCACGACCAUUGUCCAGCUCUCUUUCUCACCUGAGCAGCUUGUUCUCAUGUUCACCUUUCCACUUAUUUACAGUGUCUUUCAAAUAGCGUUUGCUGCAAUACUGAUUGGAACGUAUCAGGUUUACAAGAGACUCUGGAAGAAAACCGAAAAAGAUUCUACAGCCCAAGAAAACAAUGAAGAAAAACCCGUCUCACCCUAUAUUUCAACAAAUGGAGGUUUCGAUGCAGAUGAAAAGGUAAAGAGUGAUGUCACAAAAAAUGAGCUCAGUAUAGACCAAAAACUACCAGUUAAAAUUACUAACACGGGGCUCUAUCUAGAUGGAAAAUUGCCAUUUGAUGCCUUGGAUGCAAAUACCAACCUAUAAAGAUUCCACUUAAGCUUAAAUGUGCGCAAGUUUGUUAAAUAUCUAAUAAUGCUUGGAUUGUAAAAGCAUUAUUUGUAAUAUUCUUGUUGCUUAGGUCACUUGAAUUUGCACUGUGUUAAGAGAUUAUUUCUAAAGACUUUGAACAAAACCCUUUAUCUUUACAUGAUGUAUAUACUGUGUCCUUUAUAUAAUACCAUCCUUUCUAUUGUUACACAUGCAAUUUGUUUUGAGUAUUUUAAAGAUAAUUAGUAAUGCUUUCAGAAAUGUAAUGAUUGAAAUCCUUGUUCCCCUGUGUAUCAUUUUUAUUUGAUGUGACAAUCUCUGUCUUAAAUUACAUUGCUUCAGUUACUGCUUUGGCAAUACGAGGCAGGGUAUAUAUACACAGCAUCAGUGGUUUUGUACGUGUGUGAGAGACACAAUACAAACUUAGUGUUCUGAUUUCCAGGGUUCAAGUUGAUAUGGGGUUAAAAACCAGGGUAUUAGAAAGACAAAGCUACUCACUCUUCUGUACCACUACUGCUGGACAACUGGUGACAAUUCUUCCGCUUACUUCAAAGCUAAAAUAGUUUUGCAUAGUACCAAGGUGAACUUUCAGGCUUUGGAGUAUGCCAUCACUGUAUAGCAAGAGGCAUUAUCUAUUCUAUUUUUACGACUCAUCCUCGUAUGAUAUUAUUGCAAAUAUUGUAUGUGCAAUGCUGUAACUGAUAAAAUCAACUUAAAAUCAAAAGUGGUAAUUAUGCAUAAGUUUACUUUCCAAUACUUUCCACUUGUUGGUGCUGCCAAAAAAAAUGAAGUAAAUAGCAGUAUAAUUAGUCAAUAUCGAUUAAUUAAUUUAGAUUUGUGAAGAAGAUGACAAUGAUAAUUCUGGGAUGUAUUACUUAUGCAUUAGAGAAAAGCUCAGAUCUUAAGUCAUCGUUGGAAAAAAUGAGAGGAAAUAUGAUCCAUGAACUGAAAAUGUUAAGAGCCAAAUAAUAUAAGCAAGUUAAUUAAAACCGUGACAAUAAAAGUGUAACCAAUACAAAAUUACCAAACCAGAAGCUUUGAAAUGUUUCAUCCAUUUCAAUAUAUGAAAUAAACACUCAUAAAAUGCAAAUGUUUUAUUCUUGUCAUUUUUUGAUCAUUUCUCUCUUCAUUCUAUUCUCAAUUAUAACCUGUCAGAUGGCAAACUAGGGGUUGGCGAGGAUAUAACAAAUUAUAUACUAAUUUGUAUAGCGCAUUUCACGCAGGGAGGAUGUCUCAAGGCACUGUACUGUAAAGUUUAGUGACUGUGUUUUGUUUGUCAACCAACAUGGCAGCCAAUUUGUACGCAGACUGCCAUGAAGCAGUCUGCUUCCCAGACU